This is a messenger RNA of Parus major (Great Tit), 10970 nucleotides long. RefSeq names its product phosphoinositide kinase, FYVE-type zinc finger containing (gene PIKFYVE). Gene Ontology annotation, molecular function: ATP binding; metal ion binding; 1-phosphatidylinositol-3-phosphate 5-kinase activity. NCBI's taxonomy places the organism in Eukaryota, Metazoa, Chordata, Aves, Passeriformes, Paridae. Gene Ontology annotation, biological process: phosphatidylinositol metabolic process; intracellular signal transduction. The transcript is spliced from 41 exons. The record is from RefSeq and is a predicted model, not a curated record. Bases 1391 to 7603 code for a protein of 2070 amino acids.
CAUCGCUCUGCGGUCCCCCUGCUCCCAGAGCCUGCCCGGGCGCGGCCUUGGUAGCGGCUGGCUCCGGCUCUCCGGGGGUUGCUGCCCACCGCGUCUUCCCCGUCCCGUCGCAGGUGAUCUCUGGGUCUGUCAUCGCAGGCGGGGGAAGGCGGCGGUGUUCCCUUCACAGGGGAGAGAGCAAAGGCGCUGUCUUCUGCGCGGAGGUUGGAAGGGAACUGUCACGAGUUACGUUUGAAUUGCGGGUGUUUUUCACCCUUGGUGUGUGCCCGGGAGUAGUGUCUGUGUAAGGAGUGGCCGUAUCCUUCUGGCACUGAGCAGUCGCGGUCAGGGUUUGGGGCGCAGGACGUCCCGGCGCUGCUCUGGCUGGAACAGCAGUACGCGUGAGGAGGGAGGCUCACAGCCGCCCUCGUAGUCCGUAUUGGAUCAGUGAUGAGUGGUGAUGAAGCUGCAGCUUCCAGUGGGUUUAAACACGUUGCCUGUGACUGUUGGUGAGGAUCCUGUGAGGAAUGUUCUCUGGUUUUCUGCUUGCUGACCGAUAUGUGCACCUUGCUCUCUCAUUUCCCGUAUUACACAGAGAAGUGACUAUAUAUUGGUUUCUGGCGGUGGGAUGGGGGUAGUAUUUUCCCUUUGGUGGGAACGCUAAAGCAUAGAAAGGCUGAUAGAUUCCACAGCUAGUGUGUUGUACAGCACCUAAAACCUAUGUGUCUCUGGAGCUCAUGCCAGGUACAAUGCUAAGCUUUUCAAUAGUUUUAAUUAGACCAAUACUGCUGUGACAGAAGCAGUUGUUAUGGGGUUUUUUUCCCCCCUUGAAACAAAAGUUUUUAUUUUUCUGUAUAUAUAUAUAUACAGAUUUUUAUAUAUAUAUAUAUAUAUACAUCUAAUGUAAUUUCAGAGACUUGCUUGUAGCUGUUAUCUUGCUGGGCUAUAGUCAGCUGCUGAAAUAUGAACACAUUUUCCUACAAAACUGUUUGACUUCAUAGUGGCAUUUUUAAUGUGUGUGUGUGAAGGUACACCCUUGUUGUAUGUUCAUCAUUUAAAAAUCAAACUAUUAGUUUCCUUUAUAUUGAAGAAAUAAUGCAAAUUUUACCUGAAGUAUGUGUUUCAAGGAAAACUUUCAUGAACUCUGGUGUUCAAAUACAGUCUAAUCACCUCUUUGAAUAAUACUGGUGAAAUGAACAGCAGCAAAACAUACCCUGAUUUACAAGGGAGAGGGAUGUGGAAGACUAAGACUCAGCCUUACAUAAAGACCCUGACCAAAGUUUCUCUUGAAACUUAGUAAAUGAUGCCUCUCUGUUUUCUUUCCUGAGGAUAUGUGAAUAGCAAAAGAAACUGGGCUGAAGGUGCUUACUGUAUAAAGCAACAAGCAGAAGUCCAUUGAGAAGUCAUGUGAAUGACUUGCAGGGCACCUGAAAUGGCUGCAGAUGACAAACGCUCUCCGACACUGGACUCUACCAGUGAUCUACCUCGUUCUCCCAGCAGCCCGUCUCAUCUCACUCACUUCAAACCCCUGACUCCUGACCAGGAUGAGCCUCCCUUUAAAUCAGCUUACAGUUCUUUUGUAAAUCUCUUCCGUUUCAGCAAAGAUGAUGGCAGGCUUUCAUCCCCAGCAGAGAGAGCAGAGGCAGGACAGAGUGAUCCACAAGCAUUGAGUGGUGGCUGGUCCAGUCCUCAGCAUCCCACGAGGGCUCAGUCUCUGAGAUCACCAAUUCCUUACAAAAAACAACUGACUGGUGAGCUGCAAAGAAGAUCUUCUGCAACGGCAACUCUGGACAAUCGAAGGAAAGUUGAACCACCUCUUGGAGGUCAUGAUCCUCGAACUGCAGUCCAGUUAAGAAGCCUCAGCACUGUUUUAAAACGCCUCAAAGAAAUCAUGGAGGGGAAGAGCCAGGACAGUGACUUGAAGCAGUACUGGAUGCCUGACAGCCAGUGCAAAGAAUGUUAUGACUGUAGUGAGAAAUUCACCACCUUCCGGAGGAGGCACCACUGUCGACUUUGUGGGCAGAUCUUUUGUAGUCGAUGCUGCAAUCAGGAAAUCCCUGGAAAAUUCAUGGGCUACACAGGGGAUCUCCGAGCCUGCACUUACUGCCGUAAAAUAGCCUUAAGCUAUGCACACUCCACAGACAGUAACUCCAUUGGAGAGGACUUAAAUGCCCUGUCAGAUUCUGCUUGUUCUGUGUCUGUGCUGGAUCCUGGCGAGCCACGCACACCGGUUGGGAGCCGCAAAGCCAGCCGCAACAUCUUCCUGGAGGAGGAUCUGACCUGGCAAAGUUUGAUUCACCCAGACUCUGCAACUACCACAUUGUCUGCACGCCUUGGGUCUGUCCAGGAGGAUGCAGGGAAGUCACCAGCUAGAAACAGGUCAGCCAGCAUCACUAACCUGUCUCUGGAUCGGUCAGGGUCACCCAUGGUGCCUGCCUACGAGACGUCAGUCAGCCCCCAGGCCACUCGCACUCAUAUGAAGGCAGAGACCAGCGAGGAUGAGCGCAAAAUCCUUCUGGACUCGGUCCAGCUGAAAGAUCUGUGGAAGAAAAUCUGCCAUCAUAACAGUGGUAUGGAAUUUCAAGACCAUCGCUACUGGCUGCGGACACAUCCCAACUGUAUUGUGGGAAAAGAGCUGGUCAACUGGCUCAUGAGAAAUGGGCACAUAACCACAAGGGUCCAGGCCAUUGCAAUAGGACAAGCAUUGGUUGAUGGACGUUGGCUGGAAUGUGUCAGUCAUCAUGAUCAGCUCUUCAGAGAUGAAUAUGCUCUCUACAGACCGUUGCAGAGCACAGAGUUCUCAGAAACCCCAUCUCCAGACAGUGACUCUGUGAACUCCGUAGAGGGCCACUCUGAACCAUCCUGGUUCAAAGACAUCAAGUUUGAUGACAGUGACACAGAGCAAAUUGCUGAUGAAGGGGAAGACAACUCAGCCAAGUACUUGAAUCCUGAAAACGGAGGGCAGCAGAUGUUCUCUAUAAGUGACGCUUUUAUUAAAGAGUCGUUAUUCAACAGGAGGGUGGAGGAGAAGUCCAAAGAACUCUUAUUCACACCCCUAGGCUGGCACCACAGCAAUCUGGAUCUGCUGAGAGAAGAGAAUGGGGAGAAACAAGCCAUGGAAAGACUGCUGUCUGCUAAUCACAACCACAUGAUGGCACUGCUUCAGCAGCUUCUAUACAAUGAGUCUCUGUCACUGUCCUGGAGGGAUAUUAUUGUACCCGUGGUCUGCCAGGUAGUUCAAACGGUACGGCCAGAUGUCAAGAAGAGGGAUGAUGACAUGGAUAUCCGCCAGUUUGUCCAUAUCAAAAAAAUCCCUGGUGGAAAGAAAUUUGACUCCAUGGUGGUGAAUGGAUUUGUUUGCACUAAGAAUGUUGCACACAAAAAGAUGAAUUCUUGCUUAAAAAAUCCCAGAAUUCUUCUGCUAAAAUGCUCAAUUGAGUACCUCUAUCGAGAAGAAACAAAGUUUACCUGCAUAGAGCCUAUAGUACUUCAGGAAAGGGAGUUCUUGAAGAACUACGUACAGCGGAUAGUUGAUGUCCAGCCCAAUUUGGUCCUUGUUGAGAAGACUGUGUCCAGAAUUGCCCAGGACAUGCUCUUAGAGCAUGGUAUCACUCUGGUCAUCAAUGUCAAGCCGCAAGUGUUAGACCGGGUAAGUCGAAUGACCCAGGGAGACUUAGUGAUGUCAAUGGAUCAACUGUUGACCAAACCACAGCUGGGGACCUGUCAUAAAUUUUAUAUGCAAGUUUUUCAGUUGCCCAAUGAUCAGACAAAACCCCUGAUGUUCUUUGAAGGGUGUCCCCAGCACCUGGGUUGCACUAUCAAGUUGUGUGGUGCUGCAGAGUACGAGCUGGCUCGUGUGAAGGAGAUCCUGAUCUUCAUGGUCUGUGUGGCUUAUCAUUCCCAGCUGGAAAUCUCAUUUCUUAUGGAUGAGUUUGCCAUGCCCCCUACUCUCACCAAAAACACUUCCUUCCACUCCCUUAUUGAGGAGCCAGGAGAUGAAAAUGAACAACAGAACCUCUUCAAUGGUGAGGACUUCAGCACAGCAGUCAAAGACAUUGAACUAUCCUCUGAAAAGCUGCCUGUAAUCUCUGAAUCAGUAUCCUCUGAUGAGGUGAGUUUGCCUGAACCAAGAGGUAUAUUUGACAAAGGUGACCAAGAGAGCAGUCAGGUGGAAACAGUGUCCUCCAAGCAGCAAGAGCACCACAAAGUGGAGUCACCAUUUGCAGUGUUCAGCUCUGUACCUCAUGCAAUACCUGAAACAUCCCCGCUGCCCCUCCAUGGCAUGGACCAGCACUUGGCCACUCUGGAUAACCAGGCACUAGAGCCUCUUCAACAGGCAGAUGAUUUACAGGAAUCCAAGAGUCAGAUGAGAGUCUUCAGAGACCCUCUCCAGGAUGAUACUGGUUUGUAUGUCACGGAGGAGGUAACUUCAUCUGAGGAUCGUCUCAAAACUUACUCUGCAGCAUUUAAGCAGGAGUUGAAAGAUGUCAUUCUCUGCAUUUCUCCAGUACUGAUGUUCCGCGAACCAUUUCUUUUGACUGAAAAAGGCAUGAGAUGCCCUGCCCGGGAAUACUUUCCUGAGCAAGUUUAUUGGUCUCCUCUCCUCAAUAAGGAAUACAAGGAGUUGGAGAGCAGAAGGAAGAAGCAAUUGUUGCGAGAUCUCUCUGGACUGCAAGGGAGGAAUGGGAGUAUCCAAGCCAAGGCUAUCCAAAUCUUGCCUUCUCAUGAGCUGGUUAAUACUAGAAUAGCAGAACAUCUACGUGAUAGCCAGAGCUUAGCCAGAAUGCUGGCUGACUAUCGGGCCAGAGGGGGGAGGAUACUACAGAAAAGCACAGAUCCUUUUGCCCAAAAUAAGGAUGUGUCCAGCAUCCCUACUGGAAAAACUGGGAGCAGAACUGAAGAGGAGGAAAAGGGACUGGCUCAGAGUGAAUCCUCGUGGUCUCAUAAGGUGGAUUGCCUGAGUCCAGUAAACCAUCAGAGGCUCUGUGUUCUCUUCAGCAGCUCUUCUGCCCAGUCCAGCAAUGCUCCAAGUGCCUGUGUUAGCCCCUGGAUUGUGACCAUGGAGUUCUAUGGCAAAAAUGACCUAACUCUAGGGAUUUUUCUGGAGCGCUACUGUUUCAGGCCUUCCUACCAAUGCCCCAGCAUGUUCUGUGAAACACCAAUGGUGCACCACAUUCGUCGCUUUGUUCAUGGGCAAGGCUGUGUGCAGAUUGUGUUAAAGGAGCUGGACUCCCCUGUCCCUGGGUACCAGCACACCAUCCUUACUUACUCCUGGUGCAGACUGUGCAAACAGGUGACACCAGUUGUUCCCCUUUCCAAUGACUCUUGGUCUAUGUCUUUUGCAAAAUACCUUGAGCUGAGGUUCUAUGGGUACCAGUACACUCGAAGGGCCAAUGCAGAGCCUUGUGGGCAUUCCAUUCACCACGACUAUCACCAGUAUUUUUCCUAUAACCAGAUGGUGGCAUCUUUCAGCUACUCUCCAAUCCGGCUGCUGGAAGUGUGUGUCCCACUCCCCAAGAUCUAUAUCAAACGACAGGCUCCAUUAAAAGUUACUAUUUUGCAGGAUCUCAAGGAUUUCUCACAAAAAGUGUCCCAAGUCUAUCUUGCUGUGGAUGAUCGCCUUGCUUCUCUGAAAACAGAUACUUUCAGCAAAACUAGGGAAGAGAAGAUGGAAGACCUCUUUGCUCAAAAGGAGAUGGAAGAAGGAGAGUUUCGAAACUGGACUGAGAAAAUCCAAGCUAGGCUGCUUUCAUCAUCACUGGACACACCUCAACAGCUGCAAUCUGUUUUUGAGUCUUUGAUAGCUAAAAAGCAAGGACUUUGUGAGAUGUUGCAAGCCUGGAAUAAUAGAUUGCAGGAUCUCUUCCAACAAGAGAAAGGGAGAAAACGUCCAUCAGUACCACCCAGCCCUGGGAGACUGAGGCAAGGAGAAGAAAGCAAGAUCAGUAGCAUGGAUGCUUCCCCACGCAAUGCUUCUCCAGCGCUGCAAAAUGGAGAGAAAGAGGAUCGUUUCCUGACGACUUUAUCAAGUCAGAGCUCCUCUGGCUCCACCCAUCUACAGCUGCCCACCUCUCCAGAGGUUGCAUCAGAGCAUAUGACUGGUGCCAACACACUCUCCGAGCAGGACACAACAAGCAGCUCUGAAGAUGUGUUUGAUGGACACUCACUGGGAUCUACAGACAGCCAAGUGAAGGAGAAAUCUACUAUGAAAGCUAUUUUGGCUAACUUUUUGCCUGGAAACAACUAUAACCCCAUUCCCUUUCCCUUUGACCCAGAUAAGCACUACCUAAUGUAUGAGCAUGAACGUGUACCUAUUGCAGUCUGUGAGAAAGAACCAAGCUCCAUCAUAGCUUUUGCUCUCAGUUGCAAGGAGUACAGAAAUGCCCUGGAUGAGUUGUCCAAAGCAUCUCUGAAGAACAGUUCUGAAGAAGGACUACAGCCAAACAGCAUGUCAGACAGCAAACCCAAGAGCAGCAGCCCUGUCCGCCUUCCUGAGGCUAACGUGUGCCCACUUCGCAAUGCAGAGCCAGAACAGCCAAAGAAACCAUCUAGUGUUUUGUCUUUUUUCCGUGGCACGGGAGGGAAGAGCCCAGACCUGUCUUCCCAGAAGAAAGAGACCUUACGUGGUGCUGACAGUGCUUACUACCAGGUUGGGCAGAUGGGCAAAGAGGGAGCAGAAAGCCAAGGAGCAGAGGCUCAAGAUGAUGGAGAUGGAGGAGAUGGACAGAAGAAACAGGUGGUGAAUCCCCAUGUGGAACUCCAGUUCUCAGAUGCGAAUGCCAAGUUCUACUGCCGGAUUUAUUAUGCUGGGGAGUUUCACAGGAUGCGUGAAGUGAUCCUGGGGAGCAGUGAGGAGGAUUUCAUCCGAUCCCUCUCUCACUCGAUGCCCUGGCAGGCACGAGGUGGCAAAUCUGGAGCUGCGUUCUAUGUGACUGAGGAUGAUAGAUUCAUAUUAAAGCAAAUGCCUCGUCUGGAAGUCCAGUCAUUCCUUGACUUUGCUCCACACUACUUCACUUACAUCACUAAUGCAGUUCAGCAGAAGAAGCCCACAGCACUGGCUAAAAUCCUUGGGGUAUAUCGAAUUGGUUACAAGAACUCUCAAAACAACACUGAAAAGAAGCUGGAUCUGCUUGUCAUGGAAAACCUUUUCUAUGGCAGGAAAAUGGCUCAGGUGUUUGACCUGAAGGGCUCCCUCCGAAAUAGAAAUGUUAAAACAGACACAGGCAAGGAAACUUGUGAUGUAGUCCUGCUGGAUGAAAACCUUCUGAAGAUGGUGCGGGACAAUCCUUUGUACAUCCGUUCCCAUUGCAAAGCUGUGCUGAAAGCCUCCAUACACAGCGAUUCCCAGUUCCUCUCCAGCCAUCUCAUCAUCGACUAUUCCCUGCUGGUGGGUCGUGAUGAUACCAACAAUGAGCUGGUUGUUGGGAUCAUUGACUAUAUUCGUACUUUUACCUGGGACAAAAAGCUUGAAAUGGUGGUGAAGUCAACUGGAAUCUUGGGAGGACAAGGUAAGAUGCCCACUGUGGUCUCUCCAGAACUGUACCGGACCAGGUUUUGUGAAGCUAUGGACAAGUAUUUCCUGAUGGUGCCAGACCAUUGGACAGGACUGGGCCUGAAUUGCUGAGCUAAAGCCCAUAUUGGGAAAGCACAAGAGGACAAUGACAUUAUAGGCCGCUCUCUUCCAGUGGUCUGUCCAGCAGCAAGCAAGAGGAUUGCAGUUCCAUGUCUACACUGACCAUGUGCAUCAUGUUGCAGAGUGUGAAAUCUGCUUGCACUUUAAUCCCCCCUUGGAGGAUAAUAAGCAAACCUGCCUCAGUAAGGAUCUAAACUGUAAGGUACCACUGAACAACAGUGAUCAGUGACAUCCCUCCUGUCAGUGGGGAAGGUGAUGCUAUCUCCUUGUAAGGAACUGAGAUUCUCUCCAGAUCCUGUUGGUGAAGAAGUACGUGAUCUCUGGAAGUCUUGCACUGCCGAAAUGGUGUUGAAUAUGCACAGCUAAUGUUUCUGUAGCGGAUACUGAAAAUGUGAAAUAAACCCCCCAAGUGUGGGUGGGGGAGAGAAGAAUGAGGUUAAUUCACAAGUUCUGCUAUUGUUGCAGUGGUCUGUAAUUGACCUAUUUAGGAUCCAUUAAUAACUUGUGCUAUUUAUGCUCCAUAGUUUUAAUUCUUGCUGGGUUCUGUAAACAGUAUUUUUUUUAAGGCAGCUCCACAUCUAUAAUGCCCUAUGACUCUGUCUUUUAAGUCAUGUUAUUGCAGUACAGCUCUGGUUUAUCUGUCAUAAUUGCAUUUUAGCUGAAUCCCAUAAAAAUGGGUUGUCAGUUAUCAGUAUACUGCAAAACUCAAAACAUAUCCCUUCAUUCUUAAACAGUACUUCGAUCUGAAUGUUGCUCAAAGUCCUGGAAACAGGUAACUAACAUACCCUUUAAUUUAACAAGCCUUGAUUAAUUAUAUUUAUGAAGCAGAUUAACCCUUUCCUUAGUAAAGGCGGUAAAUUGCUAGACAAAGUGAAGUAUACUGCUUUAGUGACAACUUUCUCCUUAAUGCAACCAUCAUUCCUGGCAGAUCACUUCAAAUCCAUUUCGGUUCCUCUUUACUUUCAAGCAAUGCAAUUACCUCAUGGUGAAAUAUUGCCAGGAGAAUGUUUUUCUUGCAUCCAUGACAUGAUUUUUUUUUGUCACGGAGAUGAAUGUAGUUGUUUUCUGUAAAAAGUAAAACCUGAACUAACAGGUAUCUUGUAUGAUGGAGAAGAUUUGCAGAGAUCUGUGAGUGUCUAUAUUAUUACAAUAAGCACUUCUUUCCAUUUUAAAAAAAUUUUUACUCAUUUUUGUAGGUGAUGAGUUUACUUUUUAGGUUCAUUAUAAUGCAGGCCAGUAAAUAAGAGGAGUUUUAACUUUGACUUCCAGUCUCUGAUGGAGGAACAUCAAAUGAACAUGAAAUCUGGGACAGGAUAGCUCUUAGUGAUCUUAGUGAUCGCUUUCUCAUUCUAACCAGUUGCCUGAUAAUGCCCUUAUCACUGUAACUAUGGAUUGAAAUGUGUAUUUUGUUCUCCUGUGUUCAGUAUUUUUUUCUGCAGCAGAUAGUAAUGGAUGUUCAGGAGUGACUAACAGUAGGCAGCACUGAGAAAGGAAAAGCCCAGCAGUGAGAACUGAGCUGUUUGCUCCAAACCAACCAGUGCAGCUCUUGCGUGAGCUGCCAGGAGGCAACAGUCAUUUGUUGGAAGGAGCCUUCCCCACCCUAUUGCAACACUGUACUAGGGGGUGAGUGAAGAUGCUGGCCUUGAAGCAGCAGAAAAGAAAGUGUACUGAUUUCCUCAGUACAAUGUGAUUGAUAGUUCUUUUUGUAGCAGUGUUGAAGGCUGCAGUGAUGUGUGCUGUGGGAAGAUGACACAGUACUCAUUGCUUCCUGUACCCAGAAUCCCUUCAGUCCAACACAGCACAUCAGGUACAGCUGAUCACCUCUGGGAUACAUCUUGCCUCUUUUGUUGAAAUGUUCUCCCAAAAUGCCUGGCUCUGUGUGUGGCCUUGUCUAAUGAGGUCAGCCAGUCCAUCAGCUCAGUGCUACUCCCACUUCAGUGGCCUCUACCUACUAUCUUGGCUCAUUGAUGAGAAAGAAGCUGCCGUGCAGCCUGUGUUCCAGUCUCAGCUGAAGUUUACAUGUGUUGUCCUCCUUCCCUUCUUAAAGUUUACAGGGAAAAACUUGCCUGUCCUGGCCAGCUAAGGUGACUCAACAGUAGCUAAUUAUGUUGCCUUCCACCUUUAUCAGUAUGUGGAUUGGUGGACGGAGGACAAGUGUGUACACGUGUGUCACAGCACCUGCACUAGGUUAAUGUGGCCUGCCAGCCUGGUCUGUCACCAGUAGCCCUUAUCCUUACCCUGGCAUGUGUGGCUGCUCUGUGCUGCUUCUCUGCCAGUCUGGAGCAGAUGGCUGUAAGCAGCUUGAUCAUCUGACCGUGGCUAAUACUCCUCUGAAUGUGACAGCAUGAGGCCCUCAGCACUGCAGAAGUGGAAGAAUCUUCCACUGUUUUGCAGCCUAUGAACAGAGCCUGAGACAUGUGAAUUGUGACCUCCUUGGGAUGAAGUUACAGCAGUUGGAGAGAUUUGCAGGAAUGAUCUUGAGCGGGCAUCAACAGUUAAUUUUUGGCCAGGAUGUGGCUGAUAGAUCAGUCCUGACUAGACUGGAGUAAAGAGUAAACUACUGGUCAUGAGUAUCACAGUAGCUGCAGUAUCAGCUGGAGCAGGGUCAUCUUGGGUGUCCUGUGAUAUAAAGCUGUAAGCAUUUCUAGUUCAAAUCCCAGCAGCUGAAUGGGUUUCCUCAAAUGUUCCAUUUCCAGUAUAAUAGUUGUCCUGACAUUUCACUUACUACUACCAAGCUUAAUUUUCUCAGAAGGAGAGCAGUACUUCAGGCAAAACAAAUCUUUGAGAGCUGCUCGGGAGGCUGUGUUUGGUCUGUGUCCCUGUAGAAUUCCUAAGGAUGAAGCCUUUGGUUCUCUCUUUAUAACACAGAUUUAGCACAUGUGUAAGUAAAUCCCAGUUGUAAACGUGACAACUGAAAUUCUUCUGAGUUACGCUGGCUCUUCUGUUGUUUUGAUCUGAGGCCUUGAGACAAAUGUCUAAAUCUUGUCCAAGUCAGAAGCAAUGACUUUGAGUCAUGAUGUGGACAGCAGAAUGCCUUGUAGUGGCCCAGGGAUGUGUUCUGUCCCCAAAAAGCUUGUGAGGGACUCUUGCUGGUAGAGCAAUUCUGCUGGACUCAGGGGUGUUACCUGUGGAGUCUCCUCUGAGAAGACCAAAACCACAUGAAUUGCUCACUAGCUGGUGGCCAGACUAGUCAUUAUUCAAAGCACUUAAUGUACUAUAAUGUAUGCAUUUCUAUUCUAACUUGGUUCAGCUGUAUUUUAUAAAAGUGAUGUACUAAACUAUUUGAGAAUAAUUGCCUUGACUACUUGGAGAAGCAAAAUGUAAUGUAUAUAGAUACAAAUAAAGUAACUAAAAUAUA